AUGUACAAGUCAUUGUACUCUUACUCCUUGACACGACACUAUCCCUACCGGUGGUUCACACCAGUAUUAGCCGUCGGUGGGGUGAUUGCCAUAGCCGGGUUCUCUCUCCUCAACGUUGCGGGCCAAGGAUACGAGUUAACUCCGAGAUCAUCCGUCAAUCCAAAUGAAACAAGCUCUCAGAGGGAUUGGCUGUCAAAUUGGCCCACAUUCCUCGUCGGAGCACUCCCGAGCUGCGAAGAUACCGUCAUCCCGCUCCAGGCCCAGAUAUACACAAAUAAAUCAGCAAUUCCUUACACAAUCGAAAGUGUAUGGAAGCUUACAGAUGAUGAACAGACCGAGAACCUUGGGUCCUUAGUUUACCAUAACCAGCCUCUUCAGCAAUGCAAUAUCUCCUCCAUCUUUUGUGAUUUUGAUAUUCAAACGCGAUCAGCAUCGCAAAUGGCCAUGUUGCCUGUCGGCGGGACAGUGACUACGAUAAUUGUGUGCUAUUUCGGUAGUAAAGAAGGGCGAACCUACGUCCAGCUCAAUGGGCCUUUCGAUCCCGUGGGCUCGCCCUAUCGACACUACCGGUCCUUUAUCUACAGUAACCAGUCGCACCAGGCGAAUCUUCAUUGGGGCUACUCUAUGAUGCGAACUUACUGGGCCGAUAUGAUGUGGAAGUUUGCAGAAAGCAAUAAAAAACGGGAUAAUCGCUGGUACAACGGGGUUGUCUCGGUCGACUUGCCACCAGAGAAGCAGAUUGCUACAGAGCAGGACAUUAUGGACAAAGACUUCUUGCGUCUUGACUGUUUCUUAAACCGGAGGCAGGAUCCAGAUACUCGCACCUUCAUCGACUUUUGUGCCUCACGAAGGAACAUGACUACGUUUGCUGCGCUUGGAGGCGACGAUGUUCCCGAUUUGGAUUUUUGGGAGUCAGCAAAUAACUUCACCAAAGCCACAUAUUUUACAGUUCUGGCGGACCUGGGGCGCGAUGACGCCUCUAUGCCGAAUAUACUAAGUCGGCCAGCUCUCCUAAAAGACUUUACCCAAAGCCUCGCGUUUACCCGCAAGAACCUGAGUAGCGCAUUCAGCUGGGGACUCCACGAUACUGGUACCAAAUCUUUUGACCCAUCGGAGUUUCCGAGCGUCGAUCUGACUAUUGAGCCGGCUGUGCUUUCUACGACAUAUCUAUGCAAAGUCAGGGUGCUCAAGAACCCCGCUAACCUAAUCAUGGCAGUCCUUGUGGCCGAUAUCGUGUUCGUCAGUGCACUCUGGAGGCUAUACAAGUGGGCAGUGGAUACAUUCUGGGUUGGCGAGGCAGCGACGUUGCCGCAGUGCGCUUGCUAUAAGCCUGAAGAAGUCCGAGAUGGUGAGAUUAUUGAUGAAAAAUAA
This is a messenger RNA of Clonostachys rhizophaga, 1371 nucleotides long. Lineage: Eukaryota; Fungi; Ascomycota; Sordariomycetes; Hypocreales; Bionectriaceae. The record is from the annotation of a GenBank genome assembly.